GCGGUGCUCUGAAGUGUCGUUCGUGCGCCCUUCUUGACACCCGAGAAGAAUGUCUGACCAAACCACCGAAGAACUGCAGCGCCUCCCAGGAUGCCUGCUUGACAGUUCAUAGGUAUGUUGAUAUUGUUGGGAAGAGAACAUGGAACAACUUCUGCUCAACAAGGAGCUAUUGUAGAUCAGUUCAGGGGUUGAACCGCAUAACGUGCGAUGAGGGCGAAGGGGACCCUCAUUUCGAAUUCGCAUGUUACUACUGCUGCAACACUGACGGCUGCGUGGGACCUACCGCACCUGGAGCCGCCUCCGCCGCUUGCGUCAGCAUCGUCACCAUGGCAACCGCCGCCCUGGCCGUCCUCCUGAAGAACGCCGCGGGGUUCUAGCCGCACGUCGCCAUGACCACGAAUGAUGUCAAACGAUGACGUCAUAUCCGCUAAAAGCAAUGCAUUUAAUUUUCGUGCUGUUAGCCUCUCUGACAUGAUACAUAAAUGUAAGUCUGCUGAGACCAAAGAAAUGUUUCUUUAUCAUGGUCCGCUUUUAGAUCACGCCUUUGAUUUGGCGGGCUUAGUCCGAUAUUGAUGAUUUGUAACUAAAAUGUUUUGAUUUAAACAAUGAAGAUAUGUAACAAAUCGAAAUUUUUUCUUCAUACAACCAUUUAACAAGAUUUUUCACGUUACGGAAUCGUUCCAUGUCAAACACAAACUAAGUUAAUUAUAUGAUGCAAAUAUGAUAAUAACUUCAAAAUAUGUAUAACGUAUAUUCUAUAAAAGAGGCAGUAAUUCGCCAACCUAACACUGUAGGGGAGCUGGUGUCUGCUUGUGGUGACAUAAACUUGGUAAAAACA
This is a messenger RNA of Branchiostoma floridae (Florida lancelet), 838 nucleotides long. RefSeq lists its product as uncharacterized. The record is from RefSeq and is a predicted model, not a curated record. Lineage: Eukaryota; Metazoa; Chordata; Leptocardii; Amphioxiformes; Branchiostomatidae.